Messenger RNA from Prinia subflava (tawny-flanked prinia), 6641 nucleotides. RefSeq lists its product as uncharacterized. The transcript has 3 exons. Gene Ontology annotation, molecular function: zinc ion binding; nucleic acid binding. Lineage: Eukaryota; Metazoa; Chordata; Aves; Passeriformes; Cisticolidae. Bases 3753 to 5687 code for a protein of 644 amino acids. The record is from RefSeq and is a predicted model, not a curated record. Gene Ontology annotation, biological process: virion assembly.
CAUCACUUUAAGCUCUAGUAGCACAGUCUUAUACAAAACAAGUGCUUGUUCACACCUGCCAUGCAAAGAAGUGUUAUUUCACUUCUGAAGUAAUGUUUUUAGAGAUAAUACAUUACAGAACAGUGUUCCAGUCCAAGUAUACAGUUGAAUUAUUAUACCAAGAACUAUAGUAAUUCAUAAACUACACAGAUAGUAACCUGGGAAUUUUAUUCUGGGCCCAAACUGCAGUGACUUUCUUCCUGUUUCCUCUCCUACACUCCCUCCUAUCCUCACCCACCCAGACUGCAAAAUACCUGGACAUGCAUAAAAAUAACACAAAACAGUUGUAAUUUCUCUUAAGUCUUGACUUUCCUUAACAGUUGCACUAUUAAUCUGAGGAGUCUUCUUGAAAAUAAUGAAGUAUAAUGUAAUAAAUAUCUGUAAGACAUAGGUAUUCAUCAACACUGGCUACCUGGAAGUCAUUGUGGACUAUGAGAAGGCAACUGAGCAAAAUAUUUCAAGGCUACUGGAAUAGACACAGACAUUUCACGAAACAGCUUCAAGCAAAUAUAGAAGGGUUUGGAAAUUUGUUUACACAGUUCACUUAAUGGUUUUGGGCCCUUUGACUUAUGAAGUCCUUAAUACAAAAACAGAUGCCUGCAUAGUAUCAAAAUCACAAAGCAAGUUUCUAUUAGGAUUAAAUGGAAAAGACUGCAGAUACCAAAACAUAUCAAAUCCAUGUAAAACGACAGAAAACUUUGACACAGUUUCUCAUAAUCUGGGAUACUAAUUAGUUGCAUUCUGGUUGUACAUCUGUCCAUAGGUGUCUUUUUACAGUUGUUGCAUAUACUCAAAAAGAGCUAGAUAGUCUCCCUAGUCUGAAACUUCCUCUAAUUACAUAUCCUAGAGUGUAAUUAACAUUUACCCAUAACAAUGAAUUAAGGUCUGCUUACACACUUAAUUCCUCCAAGUUUGUUUAAGAUCACAUAGAGGAGAGGAGACACAUCUGUCCUUUACUGAGAACUACUGCUGCCCCUAUCAAGAACUUCUCUCAUUCUUCAAACUUUUCAAGCAAUCAAAGAUAAACAAAAAGGGAGACAAACAUGGUCAGUUGUGAUACACAAGGAAGAGAAGUUCUAACCUGGCCAUUUUAUUAAUCUCUUCCUCACUAUUCUAGGGCACUCAUCUUAAGAUUUAGUAUUGUCGUGGUUUGAAGGGAAGUGAGUUUUUUUUUGGAAGUAGUGGUCAAACCAAUUAGUCUUUAGAUCUGAAUAUUGGCACCUUUGUUGGCCACUAAGAGGUGGACACGCCUCUGAGGACACGAGGGGUUAAAAGCCGGAUUUCCCAGCAGGACUCUCUCUUUCCUGCUCUGCUUUUGGAGAGGGAGCGUCUUCUCCUCUCCCCUGCCGGCCUGGCUAGGCCGGGUGGGGGAGGGGAGCAAGGUGGGCCUGGCUUAGCAAGAGAGAAGGUGCCGAGUUGGAGCUGCUUGUGAGAACUGCAGUGUCUGCGAUCGCCUGUGCCUGACCUUGGUGGUGGGAGAUAAAGCUUUUAACUCUUUCUAAGGCAGAAGAGAGUUAUCCCUGGACGCUGUAUUCUCAUAGUUGGUGGUUUUAGAAGAGAGAGGACAGCCUGGGACCGAGAGGGUAAUGUGAGAUGAAAAGAAGCCCCUUCGAUGGCCGGAAUGAAGAGGAGUGGCUUAUGAAGCUGGACUUUUCUUGCAUAAUAUAGCCAUAGACGGACCCUGGACCCUCCUGACUAUAAAUAAGACUGUGUUUGGGUGGAUGUAUUUGGCUCAAACCCAGAGACGUUCUGGCCUGCUUCGUGGAGCCCCCGGCCCCAGGGGUAAAUGGGGGGGACCUGAGUCCCAAAAUGAGAAGAUGGCUGGUUUUUGGUACUUGGCCAAAACAUCCUUAAAAAGAGCCCUGUUGCAGUGCAGGUCCAUGGACGGCAGUGAGAGUGCCGGACAUGGAAAGGAGGGUGUCACCCUGGCAGACCCUUCCAGGCAGUGCCGUGGGUGACGUGGGAACACGGGAUGGUGGACCUGUGUUUCCUGUGGGGGGAUGGUCUGUGGUGCGAGAGAGACUCCUCUCGUCCUGGAUGGAAUGUGGAUUGUCUGAAUUUUAAAGGAUGAUGGUUUGGAUUAGGAACCCAGGGUUGUUGAGGGAUUAAGCAAGUAGAUGAAGGUAAUGUGCCAGAGUCAACUGAGUGAGCAUGUAUGGAAUGGAAUUGGGGGGAGGAGAAGCAGUGUUUUGGGAGGUUUUCUCUUCUGCUUUUGGGUGGUUGGGUUUUUUUUUCUUUCCUUUUCUAUUGUCCAUUGUUAUGUAAUAUAAUAAAUUGUCUGUCUGUUUCAAGAAGUAGGCCUGCUCUGCUCUGUUCUUGACCACAUCUCACAGGAGUUCAUUAGGUAAAAUAUAUCCUCAUGGGUGCAUUGGCAUUUUGUCAAAUGUCAACCCAUGACAAGUAUAUAAACUAUGUUUCCACCACAACUGCCAGGACUCUGCAGCCAUAUUCCUAUUCCUCCUUUUUUUUUUUUCUUUUUUUUUUUCUUCUUCUUCUCCACAAACCUUUUAGUACCUCUUUAAGGAUAAAACUUCCCCUUUUAUCCAAGAUCAAAAUAAACUGACACCUUGGCUGCCAGAGGGGCUGUGAGUCUAUUCUUUCUCUGGGCCAAUACGAUGCCUGUAAAUACUUCAGAAGAGGAAAUAAGGCAAGCUCCUGGUUCCCUAGGAAAUCAUGAUUUUCCAGGAACUGGAAUUUCUUUGAAAGUGCUCUGAGAAUGCUUGAGAAAAGUUAUACAGAAAACCAGUUUAUUUAAAAAUUCAAGCAUUACUUUGCUUACUUAUCAUUCAAUGAUAAAAGUAAGAAGGAAAAAAUCUGAAUAUGGCAAAUAGAAUUACACAGCUAGGGAGCCACAAAGCAGUGAAGUGAAAUGCUUCUGGGUUCUGCUUUUCUGAUGGUGGUUGAGAGAACUUCUGGGAAGAUAACGAGUCUUAAAAACUUAAAAUAACAGAUUCUCAAUAUACCCUUACUACAUGGUUUCCCUGAAUCUCUUCAGUCACAACACCCACCCCUGUAUCUGUGUGUCAGUAUCUUACUGAAAGUAAGUUCUCGGGUUGAACUGUUGCCAUUUGAUUUAAAAUAAACUGUAUUUAGCUAAUAGAGAACCUUAGAGCUAACAUUAGUCGUAGUUAUGCUAAGGCUUGGUAGGCCGCAUAUAACCUGCAGAUGAACUAUCAUAGUGAAAUUUGUAGUGUAAGCAGUGUAGCUAAGGAAUAAUCACUUAUCUAAGGAAUGUACCUGUUGGCAAGAACCUAAAUGUCAAAGAGAUAAUAGUACCAGGCGAUAAAAUUAAGUAAGAUGUUGUACUGAUUAAGAAAUCAUGUAAAGAAACAUAUAAAAACCCUGUAAAAUUUCUGUAAGAUGGGGCUCUGAUCUUGGACGCUAGUCCACGGCUCCCAGGGCCCUCAAUAAAGCACCGCAUAAACAACUUUGGUUGUUUGUGUUUUCUUUGGAUCGGGCAACAGUUUUCUGGCGACCGCGGCAGGACUCCGAAGGCAGCUGGGGCGGUUCGCGUUUCGAUCCACUCCACGCCGGCACCGAGUGAUUCUCGGGGAGUCAUCGGCUCGUGCCCGACCCCUGCGCCUGGCGGACGACUGCGAAAGGGGAACCUUGCAGUGGAACCGACCCAUGCCACUGGAAAAUCCGGUGCAUGACAUUCAACCAGGAGACCAAGUGUACGUGAAAAAUUGGUCCACCCACCCCUUGAAGGAAGCAUGGGACGGCCCGCAUCAAGUGAUCCUGACAACCUACACGGCAGUAAAGGUCGAAGGAAUCGACUCAUGGAUCCAUUACACUCGGGUCAAGAAGGUCCCGGUGCAAUGGGGGGCACAGUUAGUCUCUCCCACGCGGAUGAUUUUCCACAAAAAGUAGCAUUUUUAAUUAUAUUGUUACUGGUGUUGACGAAACCCAUCCGUGUUAAUGGUUCUGAUUUUAUUGUAGUUGCAGUUACCGAACCAGUGGUCGGUGUCAUGGAAGGAAUGGAUGUGAACCUGACCUGUUUAAUAACAAAUAACCAGAAAACUGAAGCCCUGAAUGUGCGAGCAAUCUGGAAGAAAGGUGCUGAUUAUCCGGAAGCAAAUGCUACUACAGUUUGGGAUAAGGAUGCACAAAAAGGAAACACCACAUUACAGCUGAAGCGAGUCAGUCAAAAGGAUAUGGAAAGGUACAUGUGUAUUGUAAAAUCCCGGAAAAGCUUUGAUUAUAAACAAAUUACAUUGAGAAUAGUGCCCUGGAAGUUGUGGAAAGAUGCUCCAUCCCAGGAAUCUGUAGAGAUAGAUCCCCCUUGGGCUGGACAAGAUAUGUGGGAAGGACUUCCCUUGAAAAUAAGUUGCCCAUUCAUGUUGAAACAGGGAUGUAAUCAGACUGUGCAGGUCAAAUGGUGGAAAGAAAACAAGCCAAAGUCAUGGGAUAAGAUAGACCGAGGAAUUAGCUGGUGGGAGAAAUCUGGAAAAGGUAUAGGAUGGUUGAACAUUAGUAACCCUCAAAUUGGUCUUACUGAAGGAAAAUACUUGUGUUUAGUGAUAUGUGGAAUUGAGGCCGAUUAUGGAAUAAGAAUUGUAGAAGCUGGACAAGGAACCAGACCCCCUCACAUAGUACCCCCAACAGGAAAGAAGCGUAGAGAAGUAGCUGUACAUCAAAGUCAUGAACGGGAAAAUCUGAUAAUAGGGCUGAUUAGAGAUUUUGGGAUGGUGCAAAACGUAUCCCGAAUCACAGCAUGCCUGCCACUUCCACAAGCAGCAGGAGAACCAAUUCCAUGGGGAAUAAUUCCCAUUCCACUACCACAUGAGAUAGCAGAAAAUAUAUCUACUGUAUGUCACAUUGAAAGAAAAGAAAAAGAAAUAGUGACUGUCAAAAAGAAUGUCUGGAACGCAGCCUUGUAUGCUACCGAAGAUAUAGAAGUUAGAACAAAGCAACCUUACCAGGAAGUUAAGUGUGAAAAUGUAAGCCAGCAACAAGUUAUUUGGGAUAAUUGGAAGACUGUAUGGGGUCCGAGCUUGCUAGAACACUAUAGCUAUAUUGGAGCAGUGAGUUGGUGUAUACAAUGGACAGGAAGUAAAAAUAAAACCCUAUUAGAAGUCUACAAGAUGGAAACAUCUACAAGAGAAAUUAAAGAAGCUAGAGAAAAUUGGAAUUGCACUAAUGUCAUUACAUGUGAUACCCCUGAAAAUCAGAUCAAUCUAGCUCCUCUUAGAGUACUACUUAAGUGGGGAUGUGAAUGCAGGAGAUUCAAUCAUACAGUACUGGACAAAGUAAACUCACUCUGGAGUAAUGGAAUUAGGAGAGCUGUAAGCUGUAAGGACACUACAAUCAAAAGUCCAGGAAACUUAGUUUGGGUAAUGGGACAUGGACAAUGGACUACACAUAUUCCUAUAGAUGGGCCUGUGACACAAAUUACUCUAGGAAUCCCUACUCUUUGUCCCCUAUGGAAACAAUCAAGAUUAAAAUCCACCCGGAAGAAAAGAGAAGUAGAUGCAUUCACUGAGUUAGAAAAUGAAUGGCACAAACCUGAUGGCGGAGUUAAAUUUGGGUGGGCUUUAGAAUCACUAUUUGCACCUAUAGCCACCUAUAGGAAUAGAGAAAUGCUGUACAAAUUGCUAGGGCAGACUGAAAGAUUAGCAGCAGCCACUAAAAUGGAUUCAAGGAUAUAAAUUUGCAAUUACAAGCCACAUCCUGAAUGACUUUGCAGAACAGGAUGGCACUGGAUAUGCUCCUGCUAAAAGAGCAUGGUGUGUGUCAGUAUCUAAAAACAAGAAUUGAUCAUUGCUGCAUCCAUAUUCCAAACAUGACUAUUGAAGUAGAGAAAGAUAUCUCUCAAUUGGAAAUUGUUGAAUCUAAAACAAAAGACAUUGAAAAGGAAGCACAACAUAAUUGGAUCGGAGAAAUUUUUGAAUCUUUAGGGCUUCAGGUUUCUGGAUGGGUUUCGUCUGUAAUACAAUACAUUCUGUUAAUUUUAAUUCUGUUACUAACUGUUUGGCUAGCAUAUAAGUGUGUUCUAGGAGUCAUUGAAAAGGAGACAAAACGCACCAGAAGAGUAAUGAAAGCCUUGACAAGAACCAACGAGAUGCAACUGUCUCACUUGACUCCUCCGAAGUAUGAAGAUGUUAUCGGGCAAGAGAAUCCAGCAUUUGAAGACCCGAUAACAACUGAGAAUUGAGCAUCCUUGCAGAAGACUGAAGAAUGCUCAGAAGGGGGGGAAGUUGUUGCCAUUUGAUUUAAAAUAAACUGUAUUUAGCUAAUAGAGAACCUUAGAGCUAACAUUAGUCGUAGUUAUGCUAAGGCUUGGUAGGCCGCAUAUAACCUGCAGAUGAACUAUCAUAGUGAAAUUUGUAGUGUAAGCAGUGUAGCUAAGGAAUAAUCACUUAUCUAAGGAAUGUACCUGUUGGCAAGAACCUAAAUGUCAAAGAGAUAAUAGUACCAGGCGAUAAAAUUAAGUAAGAUGUUGUACUGAUUAAGAAAUCAUGUAAAGAAACAUAUAAAAACCCUGUAAAAUUUCUGUAAGAUGGGGCUCUGAUCUUGGACGCUAGUCCACGGCUCCCAGGGCCCUCAAUAAAGCACCGCAUAAACAACUUUGGUUGUUUGUGUUUUCUUCGGAUCGGGCAACA